Molecule: messenger RNA, 993 nt
Organism: Dufourea novaeangliae
Lineage: Eukaryota; Metazoa; Arthropoda; Insecta; Hymenoptera; Halictidae
Product: transmembrane protein 53
Exons: 5
Coding region: 1-954 (317 amino acids)
Molecular function (GO): serine hydrolase activity
Source: RefSeq, a predicted model, not a curated record
AUGAUUGUUGGAAAAAUUCUGUCAUUCACAUUGGCAAGAGCACGAUUGGUUUCCUGUACUCAGCCUCAAUUAUUAAAUCAGAAACAGGACUUGACCCUGUUCCUGUUGGUGUGCAAACUAUCCAAUUAUCAUGUUACAAAGAAUAUUGAAUAUAUCUCUCAAGGUAAUAAAAUCAAGAACUUUGACGAUCACAUAAAACAUUUCAAGAAUACCGAGAACAGACCUCUACUGAUUAUGCUGACUUGGCUGUUGUCAAAACGCAGACAUGUUAUGAAGUACGUGAAUCUUUAUACAGAACAGGGUUUUGACAUUGCAUUAGUAACAAUGACACCUUGGCAACUAAUGUGGCCUACAAAAGGUUCAAGGGUAGUUGCUGCAGAUUUAUUAGAUUUCUUAAUACAGCAUGAAAGUUACCAGCAAAUAUUGUUACAUGGGUUUUCAGUGGGCGCGUAUAUGUGGGGAGAAAUAUUGGAUUUAAUACAAAGUGAUCGCCAAAAAUAUGCUCAUUUAAUCGAUAAAAUUGUCGGCCAGAUCUGGGAUAGCGUGGUCGAUGUCACUGAGUUAACAGUGGGUACACCACGUGCUGUAUUUCCAAAAAAUGAAAUGUUACAAAGCAUGUUCCAAAAAUAUCUAGAAUAUCACUUAAAAACAUUUCAUAAACAAUCCACUCAGUAUUAUAUACGAUCUAGUCAAUUAUUUCAUACAAAUUUAGUACAUACUCCGGCAUUAUUUUUCAUAAGUAAAACAGACAUUGUCGGCACGUUAACGAGUAACUUCAGAGUACGCGACCGAUGGGACACUUUGGGUGUAAAGACUUACGUCAAGAUAUUCGAGAAAUCGCCACAUGUUGGACACUAUUAUAAAUAUCCAAAAGAAUAUGUUGCAGAACUUUAUGCUUUUUUAAAUAAAUUACAAUUAAUUCAAAAUGAAGAAAAAAUGAGAGCACACCUCUAGAUAUAUAGUUUAAUACUUUUCAUAGAUCAUUAAUUUGCA